Molecule: messenger RNA, 11520 nt
Organism: Caenorhabditis auriculariae
Lineage: Eukaryota; Metazoa; Nematoda; Chromadorea; Rhabditida; Rhabditidae
Source: the annotation of a GenBank genome assembly
AUGGCGGAAGCUGGCAUCGUGACGGUGCGUGAUGCCAUUAACAACGUCGAGGUGAUUUUUGAAAUUAAUUUCAUUUCAAGUUUUAAUUUUUGUAAUUUGACAGCUGCUCGAUAAUCUUGUUCUUCCGGAUGACCUUCCAGACAUCGAAGCGCGAUCACUACCACUUUUGUAUAGGUAAUAAAAUAUAUUUUUUUUUUUCUAAAUGAAGUUUUUAAGAGCAAACUUUGACACAAAUUUCGAAGAUAGAAGUGCGUUUGUGACGGGAAUCGCAAAGUACAGCGAAGAGGCAACCCGACAUGCCGAGUUUGUAAGUUUUUAUGAGUUUAGAAACGAGAAUGAUCAUGAGUUAUGAAAUGAAUAGUACGAAAAUUGAAAACUUCAGAACGACAUGUUGGCAGAUGGUCUGAAUCACGCGGCGAAUCUUUAUACUUGGCGAUGUUGUUCACGUGCAGUUCCCAUGGUUUGUGCAUUAAUUUAAGAAAUCGAUGAAAUUUAUGAAAUUCAGGCCCGAUCCAACGACCAGCCAAACCGUGUCGAAAUCAACAUGAAAGUCGUAGAAGUACUACGGCCAGAAGUGGAAAAACUCGGCUUUUUCAUGCGUUUCACGGUUUGAAAUAGGAGAAAAUAAUAUAUUUUUCUCAUCAGAACGGUGCAACAUCGAGGUUCUGCGAAGAAGUUCGUCGCUUGUGUCAUGCUGAAAAACGAAAGGUAAUCUUUCAACUUUUAUAGGAAAACUAAGGUUUUUUGCGUUUAAAAAAUUGAGUUUUCGCUGUUUUUUGAACGUCAGGUCUCUUUAUUUUUCUAUUAAUUUAUUUGUUUGGAGAUGUCUCACCUUUUCCGAUGCUCUUUUAUCCUUAAAGGUACAGACAAAUUUUUUUUCAAGUUAAAUAUAGAGUUAAAAGCCCAGCAAGACUAUUGCGUCGUUAAAUCCUUCAAAAAUAUCAACCGAACGAAUCCUUCUUCUUUAACUGAUUAUUAGUGCUUUUAUGGCCAUUCAUAGUUGAACUGGUUGCUCUUCUCUAUAGUUCAAGAAUUCAUUAAUGAAUUACCAAAAAAGUUCAAAGCGAUUCCGGAAUAAAACAGGUCAGUGUAAUUUGAUAAGAGGUUUUUUAAAGGAUAUCUGGAAUCCACAAGAAAAUGAUCUCGAUAUAUUUCCGGAAAAUUGCUCAUUGAAACUAAAUUUUAUCCUACUAAGGGCUUCAUUAUGAGAUCAUUUUACAGGAUUUUGUCUCAGAAGCAUAUCUUCUGACUCUGGGCCGCUUCAUCAACAUGUUCGCGGUGCUCGACGAACUGAAAAACAUGAAGGCGUCGAUCAAAAACGACUUUUCCACCUACAGAAGGCAACGAUCUCUGAAAUCCACAAGAAAGGGAUAUUCUUUUUCAGGGCCGCUCAAUUCCUCCAGGUCAUGUCGGACACUCAAACCAUUCACGACAUGCAGAACUUGAGCAUGUUCCUGGCCACUCAGAACAAAAUCAAAGACGAUUUGAGGCUGCAGAUGAAGACGGUGGGUUCAGAGAGACUUCCUGUUUCAAUUUUGAUACUUUUGUUUCAGAUAGAAGGCUACGACGAACUAUUGGCAGAUGUCGUCAACAUUUGCGCUCAUAUGUAUGAGACUCAACAGUACCUUUCAGCCAACGAGAAGCACAUGUUUGUCAAGGUUGGCCUUUUUUCUUAAUUAUUCAGGAACUGUUCUUUUUACAAAGCGUGUGUUCAGUAAAAAGAAGGUUUUAGAUAUCGAUUCCAUCUUUUAGAGUUUUUGAUUAAUUUUCAAAUAGUUUUAGCUAACUAAUUUACAAAAAAAAGGAAUUCAAAUUUAGAACAAAUGAUGUCCAAAAUCUCGCGCAAUGUUCCUCUUUGAAUGAAAAAUUAUUACCAUUUUAACAAUUUCUAACUUUUUUUUUCCGUCAUGGAAACUUCUCGAACCUAGAUAACGUGGUUAGACUUGUCGGAGCAUUUUUAGUGGCCGCUUUAGUAGAGUCAGAACUCUUAAGUGAUCCCUAGAGUUGCUCAGAAGCGUCCAGAUUUCGUUAUCGAGGUCCAAGUUCUUAUUAGGAGAGCUUGACUAGCUGAUUGUUUUUAGAAAUUGAAACUAUUUAGAAUUGAGAUGAUUUAUUCGUGUUCGAAGUAAUUCUGCAAAGUUCAAAAAAGCCGUCAGAGAGUGAAAAAAUUUAACUAAAUUUCGGAGAGCCAGAGAUAAUUUAAGUUUUUGUGGAUAGUACUUCGAACACGACAUCAAAGAUAUCUCAAGAUCAAAAGUAAAAAUUUAAGUUUUAUUUUAACUGGUCUUGAAAAAAGAACACGUCAUUGAGUGAAAAGAAAAACUUCCUGUGUCAAGGAAAAAAAAAAUGAGAUUUUUACUGAAAAUUCAGGUUAUUGCUUUUUCCUUGUUCCUGAUCGAUGGCGACGGACCAAACGUGGCGAAACUCGACCAGAAAAAGCGACUGAGCAUCCAAAGACUCGACAGAAUUUUCAAAGUUGAACUAUUCGUCAAAUCCAUUUCUAAUGAUUGUUUUUUAGUCUUUGGAAGUUGUUCCGCUCUACGGCGACAUGCAGAUCCAGCCGUUCGCUUUCGUUCGAAGGUCCAGCCAUUACGACGCGAAUAAGUGGCCUUUGAGCGAUAAAGAAUGUUAGUUUUCGAUUAUUUCAAGCUUUAAAUACGAGUUAUUCUCAACUUUUCAUUAGCAGAUUUUUUUAGGCCUAACAAAUCUUUCACUGUUUUCUCUGAAUGUAUUUUCAGAAAAUAUUAAUGAUAAAAUUUUUUUGCAAGUAUCCCCUUUCCUUUAAGAAAAAAAAACUAUUUUUUUUCUGUUUUAAAAAACUCGCGAUGACUUUAAAAUUUUAAAAUUCUGCAUAACGUUCAAUUUGAUAAAAAGUUGAAGUAAAUGGUCAGUUUUUAAAAUAGGAGAUCCUCUUGUGUCUCAAAUCAUGUAUUUUUGGCAUCAAUUAAGAGCUUUCAACAACUAAAACUUGAUUUUCAGCGGACAAAUGUCACGUGAACAUUGUUGAAAAGCUGAAAACGAUCCGUCUUGACCACGAGUCUUACGUCACUCAGUUCGCCAAGAUCAGCAAUGAGGUGAUUAUUUUGCCCUCUGAAUUGGAAUUCAUCUCGAACGGAAAAAGUAUUGGAAUUUUUCAAGGUUGUGAGUUUUUAGGUUGCGAUAUGCGAUCGAGUCGGGUCAGAAGCAGAAAAUCGUGAGCUCACUUCUUUGGCGCUUUCUGGAAUUCAGGUGAGGAAAAAACUGUUCUUUGGAGCGUAACCUCUCAUUAAGCUCAUGAAGAAACUUUUUGUUUUUUUUUAAUGCAUGAUUCAUCUUUUUGGUAAAAUUAUGUUCAAGUAUAAUUGUGAAACUAUCAGGGCUUUGAAGUCCUUCCUUUCAAUACUGAAAAGGCCGUUUCCGCGUUUUAAUGGACUGCUUUUUUAGUUCUAAACUUCAGUAUAAUGUCUUUUUAGCUCUUUUUAUUAGCUCUUGUGUAUCAUUUAUUAUUCCUCUCUUUUUAGUUUUCGCAAUGUUCAAAGAUUCCUUGACGAGACCUUUUUUGCGGCCUUUCUUGAGCUUCUCGCUUCAUGUUUUUAUUUUCUGGGUUUUUUGACGGAGUGUGUUUUUUCGUGAAUCCCUGAAUUUUGUCUUUGAAGCUGCUGUGCCAAUGGUCGGCGGCGGUGGUGGAGACGGUGAGCUGGAAACUGCUGCACCCGACCAACUCCCGGGACAACAAAGAAUGUCCCGAAACGGCCGAGGAAUACGAACGCGCGACGCGAUAUAACUACUCGCCGGCCGAGAAGACGGCCCUGAUCCAGGUGAUCGCCAUGGUGAAAGGCCUGCAGGCGCUGCUCGGCAAGAUGGAGCAGGUCAUGUCGACCGCCAUCAGGUUCUUUCUCAGGUCCUGAUAUAUUUUCUUACGACUUCUCCUUCAGGACUUCUGUCUAUGGAGAACUCCAGUCUUUCGUCCAUUCUGCCCUCUCCGAACCCCUUCAGAAGGCCGCCAAGAACAAGAAGGAUCUCCUGGCCAGGUUCAUUUUGACUAGGAUAAUUUAACUUUGAUAACUCGAAGAAAUUAUUGAUAAAGUGUGUAGUUUGAAGGAAGAUAAAAUAAAGUAAAAAAAAAUGAAAACUUUCAAAAAUUUUGUAUCUUGUUCCUACUUUAACAUUGAGUUGAAAUUUUAAAGAUGUUAAAAAAAAUUGAUUUGUAAAAAUUAUUCUAUUUUUCCAGUAUACUUCAAUCUGUCCGUGACUCGGUUAUUGAUUUGGUCAACACGAACGAAAUUCGACCUUCUGAAAAGGUAAAUUCGGAAUUUUCCUAUUAAGAUUAAAGAAGUCUUUGAAAAUUUGAAAAAGUAUAAAAUUCAAAGAAAGAUCGCAAGUUGGCUGUAAUAUGAUUAUUUCGAAGAAAAGAAACAUUCUGGAAUAAACUAAUUUCAGUUUUUCACUUCAGUGUCUCUACAGACAGUCUUCGUAAAAAAAAAAAUCAAUUUUCCUAUACUUUUUAUUAUCAUAACUUCUCGAUUUGAGCAUAUGUUAUAUGAUCUCCUGGUACUUGUCGCCUCGUUAGGGUCUGCUUCAUUUUGUGUAUUUGUAUUCUUCUGACCAUCUCAUUUUUGGAUCAUACUUUUUUAAAUCUUCUUUCUUUCUUGUGAAUCCUUAUUUUCUUGAAACCGCAUCAAAUGAACUUUUAUUUAAAAAGAAAGCAAAAAACUCAACAUCACUUUUCAAAACUUCAUGCGUUUGCAGUCAAAGUCGAAGAAAGUCGGCGGCAAAGACUCGGCGAGUUCCUCCGCGAGCGAUUUGCGCCUCUCCCGCCGCGCCGCCUAUCCGGCGCCCGGUAGCACUCAGCUCUACAUGGCGCGGACUCAAUUGGAAUCGCUCGUCUCUGAAAAAUUCUGCGGAGGCAAAAAAGUCCGAUCAACCACAGUCUUCAUCUUUUCAAUUUUUUUUCUUCAGGUUUUGCGGAAAGAGCUCGAUUCCAAGACCAUUGAGCGGAUUUGUGUAUUUUUGAGGCAAGUUUUGAAAUAAAUUGAUCAGAAAAAAUAUGUAUUUUUGUAGGAAAUCAGCUCAUUGGCCAGCUCUUUUCCGGCUCUCAGAUUCUUUGACCGAAGCCGGCGAUUUGAGCCAACUCUGGUUCAGAGAGUUUUACCUCGAAAUGACCAUGGGAAAGCGGAUUCAGGUUGGUUUCGUUGAGAAUUUUUGAAAAGAGAUUUGUGCAAAAAACUUCAAGGAAGAAAAACAAUUCAACAGGUAUUUUGAGAUAAAAAUUCUUUUUUUUUCUUUUUUAAGUUUUUUACUCAUUCAGUUGAUUGAUCUUUCUCAGAGGGUAGACUUUUUGAUAUCUUUUACCGCCUUUUCAAAUGUCUUAUAUUAAAAAACAUUUCUGAACCAUGAAAUUCAGCUCGUUUUGAAGUUCGAGCGUUUCGUUAAACUCAAUAAAAAUCCAAAAAAUUGCAUGAAGAAAAAAAACUGAUUCAGUAGAAAUUAUUUUAAAAAAAAGCAGCCUUUUUUGUUUCGAAGAGAGGAAAAGUCCCGUAUUUUCAGUUCCCGAUCGAAAUGUCGAUGCCGUGGAUUCUGACGGACCACAUUCUGACGUCUUCGAUGGGCGACUCUUCCCUCAUCGAAAGCGCCUUGUACCAACUCGACCUCUACAAUGACGCCGCUCAGUACACUUUGUUCAGCUUCAACAAACAGUUCCUCUAUGACGAGGUACAUAUAAAAACCAAAAAAAAAAAACUUUGAAAUUUAUCGGCACAGUCAGCCCACGUAUGGCAUUAAAAUUUUAACUAAUGGUCAUCCCAAUGAGAAAAAAAGUUUUUGUAAAACCGCCAGGCCUUGAUUUGAGCAUUGAGAAUUUCUUGAAAAAUUAAUUAAUUAGUGUAGGAGAUGUUAGAAAUAAUAUAAAAGGUUUGGUUUCGUGUAAAGUUUUUCGUUGUUGAGAAAGGUCCCUUAAUAUUUCAAGAAGUUCAAAAAAUUGAAUUCGUUAAAGUUAAAGUAGGUGACCUCGAGAGGAAUGCGUCCCGAUCAAAAUAAGUUUUUUCAGGGGUUAAGCUUGAUAAUGGAAGUUGACAGGUCAAGGAAGUUUAUAGAACCUUUUGAAUUUCUUUUUUAAAUUUUCAUCGUUCAAUCUCUUUUUUUCUUUCCACACAUUAGAAAAAAGUCAAGAAUUUCACCAAGCCUCUUGAAACAACGCUACAAUUCAGUUUCUUAUUAACAAGGAAACGAUCUCAGGUAGAAGCCGAGGUGAAUCUGUGCUUCGAUCAGUUCGUUUACAAACUCUCGGACAUGGUUUUCACCCACUACAAGCAACUCGCUUCUUGGUUUUGCCUUGAAGUAAAGAAAUUAAUUGAAAGUUGUGAAAUGUUCAGUAUGCUCCUCGACAAACGGUUCAAAACGGAGAUUUUGCGCGCCGGAACCAUGAUUCGAUCUCCGCCUUCUUGUCGAUUGGAGAGUAUUCUUCAGCAAAGACAUGUCCAGGUAACUUUCGCGUGGGAACGAUGAAAAAACACUCAAAUGUGCCCGUGAUAGUCAGCUAAAUUUAAACAAAGUCCCAAAAUUGGGCGUUAGUUGCUUCAAUUGCAUCUUAAUUUGAUUUCAGCUUCUUGGGAGAUCGAUUGAUCUGAAUCGCGUCGUUUCCCAAAGAGUCAAUCUGGCGUUGCUCAAGGCUUUAGAUGCGGCGAUUUGGAAGUUCGAAAGCGAACAGUUGUCUUCGAUUGUGGUAAAAUCGACCUUUCCCAUCGAUUCAACUGCAUUCCGAGGAAUUUAGGAGUUGGAUAUGCUUCUUGAAGCGAACAAAUUGUGUCAUUCUCUGUUGCGAAAGGUUCUCCACUCGGUCGCGGAUUUCGACGAUCUUUUUCAAGAGGUUCUCCUUUUUUUCUGAAAUCUAUCGAGAUUUACAUUUUCAAGGCAAAUCACGCCGUUUCCUCGCCACAUGGACGGAUUUUGCUUCACAUUUUCUGGGAGUUGAACUACGAUUUCGUGCCUAAUUUCGUCUAUAACGGUUCUACACACCGCUUCGUUCGAGCCAAGGUGUGAAAUUUUUCCUUUUUCCUUUUGGAAAAAACCAACAACGGGAAUCGAAUAAAACCUCAAAAAAGCGUAUCGAAAAUUCAAAGAAGCAUAUAUAUAUUUUUUCGAUCCCGUACUAGUUAGAAACUUCUAGAGGUUCUCAAUUUAAUAUAAUACUUUUCAUCCAUCUAGUUUUAAAAAACGGAUUCAUUUAUAGAUUUAAGGUAGUAUCAUCCCGAUUCUGAAUUUUCGUUUCUUUUGUUUUCACUGAUACGGGUUCUGAUUUUGCGUCCUUCUGUCGCUUUUGAUAGAAUUUGGACUUGCAGCAAACAUUCCGGAAGACGCCGGCGCGAGAAAGACCUCAGCAGGUCGGCCCGAUCUACAUGUGGGGCUCCCGGUCUCUCCAGGCCGCCUACGCCAACAUCGGCAACGCCUACCUCAACUGCAUCGGGAAGCAGCAUCUGAAGGCGAUCGGACGUCUUCUUCAGUACCAAGGUCGACCCAUACUUAGAAAGAUCUUUUUUCUAAUCUAUACUUCCAAGUCUCUCUAAAAUCAGGUAUUUUAACCGUUUUACGCAAUGAAGAGAGCUCUCUUUUCUGCAUCUGAAUAUUCAAAACCCUAUCGAGUCAGACUCAUUAAUAGCGUUUUAGGCCUUCUCGAUUCUCUAGAAAGUAGCGGUUAAUCAUUUUCACUAUAUUCAUACGACCUCUGCUUUCUCUACGCACUCUUUUCUCUCACCAGGGAAAGAUCUCUAUCUCUUUUAUCUCAAAGUUUUGGUACGCCCAUCCCUCCUUCUGGUAUUUUUGAAAUUUGUACUCGCUUAUCUUCCAAAUCGAAGUCUCCUUCUGAAGUUCUUCUCCUCAGGCGUCGCCACGAUCCUCGACGAGAUCUUCAACAUGUCGUUCCGGCUCAUCAAUGAUAAGCUCCGUCGUCAUGUCAAACAUUUGGUCGGAUUGAUGCCGAAGGUGUGCAAAUUGCCUCGCUGGGAGUACGGCAGCCACGGUAUUUUUUGGCUUUUUUGAAGGGAAACAUGAGAAUUCCUCAAAAGCUCCUCUUUAUAUUUCACAUAAUCUUCCGAAAUUUAUACAGAGUUCAAAGUGAUUUCGCGAAUUUCAAAAUUAUUUCUGGCUCUCCGAAAUUAAAUAAUUUUUUUCACUCUCUGACGGGUUUUUUGAAGUUUGCGGAGUCAUUUUUGAACGCGGUAUAAUAUGACCAAAAAUCUAUUUGCUCACAUGUAUUCAGAAAAAAAUUUCAGUUAUAAAAAUGAAAAAAAUAAAUUUAUUAUUGGAAAAACUAUAAAUUCGUUGUUGUUAUUAUUUUGUAAUCAUAUUUUUUUAUAAAAUUAAAAUAUGGAUGCUAACCCCCAAAUUUGAACUUCAGUCAGAACUUCGCGAUUAAAAACCUUUUUUUCUUAAACUAUAAUCAAAAAGUUUUUUUCGCUCAGAAAAACAGGCAGAAUUUCAAUUAAUAAGUAAUUUUUUUCAGCUGUCCUCCAGUAUUAUUGUCAUCAUCUAGAGAGCUUCGGGAAAUAUCCCUGAGUUGAAGUCGGAAUUUUGUCAGGUGAUCUUUAUUCUUGCAAUGGAAGGAGUAUAAAGUUGACUUUUUUUUUAUAGAAAGAUUCCAAAUUUUUUCUCGAAAAAAUGAUUUUCUUUGGCAUGAUAUGAACUUUUCUCUGUUAGAAGUACAAAAAUGGUUUUUUUUUAAAGUUUAAGAAUCGGUUAUUAAAAAUUUCUUCUUCCCGUUUUUUUUCUUGCUGUAGAUAUGAGACUCGCUUAUCACUAGAAAAUAUAAAUUUAAAAAAAAUAAAAAUAUAAAAAAAGGCAUUAUGUGAAGCAAUAUCUUUAUUCAAAUUUCAAAUUUUUUUAACAAAUUUUUUUGAUCAAAAAAAGAAUAAAAUAAUAAAUAACUUAGUUUUUUUAAAGCAAAGAUUUUUGAAAUUUUUCUAAGUACACUAUGUGAAGAUGGCUUUAUCAUCAAAAAAGCUAUACUUGAUUAUUGAAAAAAAAAUUUUUUUGUAUAGAAAAAUGUUUAGGAUCUGCGCGAACUGGGCAACAUGAUAGUUCUGUGCCAACAACUGGAAGUGAGUAUCGUCCAAGACGAAAUUAUGGACCUUUUCACGGCCGCCGCCUACACUGGCGACCUUCCCAAGCCUCCGGCCAAAAGUCUGAAAAAUGCCCAAUUUACGAAUAAGUUUUGUCUUCAGCCGUCCAAGAUCAGGAAAGACAAAUGGUCAAGCUCGAAGAGAAGUUCUCGCGGAUCCAAAUCGCCAAAGUCGUCGACAAGUUCAGUGGCGAAGAAUUGGUGGGACAAAAGGCCAAUUUCCGAGAAACUGGGAGGUUUCAGCAAGGCGACUUCGCGAUGGAAUCGGAUUUGCUGACGAAGGAGCGACUUUGCAUCGGCCUGAACGCCUUCGACCAUUUCCUCAUGCGGAUUAAAAACCUUGUCAUCAAUGAUAAUGUUGGUGGAAAAUUCAUCCGUUUUUCCUGCGGCAUUCGCAGUUCCUGUGCAAAGUGUUCGCGAUGCGUUUUUGGCGCCAUUUUCAGUAUUUUCGCGUUUUUAAUAUUUCCAAGGUUUUCUGGUCAUUAAUUGUUCGAAUAGUUUUCAAAGAAGUUGCUCAUAAAAUUAAUAUAAUAUUAACUAAAUGUUAUAAUGUUUCAAAUUGGCACCAAAACGCUUCGCAACCGCUUUGUAAAUUAGCUGAAAAUGCCGCACCUUGCUGUUUCAACCCGAGAAAAAUGUAUUGAACUUGAACAUAAUAAUCUUUGCUCUGAAACUCUCUAAAAACUUUCAAAUUCUUCGAAUUUAUUCAGCAGUUUUCUGUUUUGACUCUUGUAAUCUUAAUCUUUGAUAGAUCUCGCCCGAUUAGUUUCUCUGAUCGAAUUUCGAAACGCAAAAGUAAAAAAUAAGGCUUGAAAAGGGGCCUUUCCGUUCAGAAAAAAGAAACACGGCAAUCCAAAAAAAAUCAUUUAGCCAUUUACUUCACAUUCAAGAAUUGAAAAAAAAAGUCUUCAAAUCAUUACGACUUUUUUCAUUCAUUUCUCAUUUAAAAGGAAAUUUCCAAUGAUUUGAAGGUUUGGACGGGCGGAACGCCGGUCAAUGGAGUGAUUUGGGUAGACGAAUGUCUGGAUUGGAGCCGCCUCUGGUCCGCCCUGCAGUUCUUCAUCUGUCAGCCGCCGCGCGAAAAACGAAAUCCUCGUCGAGUUAGUACAGAGAAAUAUUCAAAAUGUACAAUAUUAUACAAAAAUUAUAUUUUUAUUCGAAUAUUCAAAUUCAGUAUCGUGGAAAUUUUUUUGGAAUUAUUGAUAGAAACUAUCGGAAUACUCUUGAAAUAGGCUCGACAGUUUUUCGAUUCGUUGAAAGAGUCUUUUUAUAAAAAUAAUUUCUUCCUCUUCAUCAUUUCCCUUUCCAGAGAGCUUUUCGGGGAUUCUUUGCAAUGGGGCGCACUUUCGUUAGUUUUCUUGCUAGGCCAACAGAAGCGCUAUGAGGUGAAGAAACCUUAUCAGUAAUAUUUCAAUUGAAAGGAAUUUCCAGGUUCUCGACUUCUGCUACCAUCUUCUUCGGGUACAAAAGGCUGAUGGGAAGGAUGACACCAUCUGUGGAAUUGUUCGUUUGGAAGAAAAUGAACAAGUUUGUUAACAUCCUUAUUUUCAGCGUCUUUCGCGGAUGGUUGAGCGAAUACGUCGGUUCCAGUUGCUCAAUAAUCAGGUGAUUGCUUUAAUUUUGGAAAAAAAAAACAUUUUUUUGUUCAAAGGAGGUAGAAGGCGAAUUUUGAAGAAAAAACAAACGAAGUAAGGUUUUUUUUGGUUUGAGGCUGAAAAUUCGACUUUUUAAAAACAAAGUUAGUCUUUCAAAUUGGGAAAAAACGGACUAUAUUUUAUUCUUCGAUUGAGAUUUUCUUCUUACAUCUUCCAUUGAAAACGCUUUUUUUCCGAACAAUUUGGCAAGAGGUCUUGGCAAAAAAUGGAAAAAACGUUCACAAAUGUAGUUCUUGUCUAAUUCCGGGUCAGAGUCUACUCGGUAGGGUGAAGUUAUUCCCAUCACUGGCCCGCAGGCGAAUCGAGAAGGUACCAUAAUGUGUCCACAAAGGUACCUCUCAAAAUGGAUCGUGAAGACCCCAUAAGGUGUCCAUAGUGAGACCUCCGGCAUACCGUUUAGCUAAAUCUGAACCAUUUCGGGGGUACUUCAGAGUCUCUCUCAAGCCCCUCUCAUUUUUCUCGAAAUCUUCAGAGGUAUACUCGAGGUAGCGAUAUACCUCAGAGGGUCUAGCAAUACCCUUUCUCGAUUCGCCUAUGCCAAUUUAAUGCAUUUUUUCUCUUUCUAUCCUUACUAUUAGUCUUUAUAUUGUCUGCAGUGAAUGAACCUAUCAUGAGUCAGUUAAAAGCGUCUUCCUUCAGAUCUUCGUGAUGCUGAGCAACCAGACGGACGAGGCCGACCAGCCCGAGCCCUUCGUUCAGGAAUUCUUGCCGCCCGUCCACCCCAACUGCGUGAAUCCGUUGGUUCUCGUCAGAGAAAACGACACCAUGCAAUAA